Molecule: messenger RNA, 1764 nt
Organism: Postia placenta MAD-698-R-SB12
Lineage: Eukaryota; Fungi; Basidiomycota; Agaricomycetes; Polyporales; Adustoporiaceae
Exons: 8
Coding region: 1-1539 (512 amino acids)
Biological process (GO): proteolysis
Molecular function (GO): aspartic-type endopeptidase activity
Source: RefSeq, a predicted model, not a curated record
AUGGAAGGAUGUACGGCUGAGAAGCCUCCGGGGACCAGCACUGUACAUGACCUCCUUUAUAUCGCCAACGUGAGUGCUCCUCUAGCAUUAUACCCCCUACAAUUGGAUACCGGAUCGUCAGAUCUCUGGACGAAAGCUUCCUCGAGUCCGAUCCCAAACACCAAGCAGUCGGCGAGUCUACGCCUUCGUUAUGGCAUUGGAUGGGCCUACGGCAAUGUCUCGUGGGGUACCGUUGAAUUCGCUGGUAUCGAGGUCGAGUCGCAAGCAUUCAUGGACGUCACCGCUGCGUCAAACCCUGCACUCUCGUAUGGCGCGAAUGGGAUCAUUGGUCUCGGCUUCGACUCGCUAUCGACGAUCGACGCACUCGUCAACCACAGUGGGUCUGCUACAGGCCGCACUUUCCUUUACAAUGCAUUCCAGCAGAACAAGAGCGAGCCCAACUUCAUCUCCUUCACUCUUGAAGAUGACGCGGACCCUGAUGACACCAUUCAGGGUUACUUCUCGAUAGGCGAGUAUGAGCCCAAAUACGCUGCAGUCCAAAACAGCUCGCCCAUCUCGACAUGGCCCGUCAGCUACCCUACUCGGUGGACUGUCUUGCUCGACGCUCUACUUGUCGGUAACAAGUCUGUGUCCGUGUCAACAACUGUGUCCGGUGCACCCUCAGACAAGGCAGUUGUCGUUCUUGACAGCGGGACAUCAUACACGUAUGCUCCAACAGAGAUCUGCAAUGCCAUCUAUGGCGGAAUCUCUGGUGCGAAGUACGACGCUGACCUAGGGCAAUGGGUUGUGCCCUGUGAUGCCGAAGUCGACAUCGCCUUGCAGUUUGGUCAGGGCGUCUACCCCAUCAACCCCCUCGACGUCUCCCCACAGAGCCUCACAGAUUCGUCUACCUGUGUAGGCACCUUUAUACCCCAAUCAGUCUCCGUCGGCGGCGGCGAGUUUGACUGGCUGAUCGGCGACAACGUCCUGCGUUCUGUUUACGCCAUCUAUGACUUUGGCGACUACGACUCAGCGGGCAAGAUGGGCAACCCAUACAUCAAACUCUUCUCCCUGGUCGAUCCCGACCAGGCUUCUGCAGACUUCCACUCCAUCCGCGGCGGCCAGGCGCAGAACGUCACCUACAACGCCGCCAACACCACAACCUCGGGCUCUGGCUCGACGACGGUCGCGCUCUCCAACGACGUCAUCACAUCCCUCGAGCGCGUGAGCAACUUCAUGCCCGCCGUGCUCGCGCUCAUGGCGUUCAACGCGCUCGUGCUCAUCCUGCUCGUCGUCGCGGGCGCUGUGUAUUUCUUCCGGCGGAGCGCACGGGGCAAGACGCGCGCGCGCAAGGCGCCCGGGCGCGUCGCCCCGAUGCCGAUGAACACCAUGUCGACGGUCGGUCUUAUGAGCGGGGACUCGCCGGGCGGCGCGUACCAGCCGGUGUCGAUGGCGCUCUCGGAUGACGCGUUCGUGCCGCCAUCGCCCGCGUUCUCAAGGCGCAUCUCCGGGCUGCGGCCUGUAUCGGAGAUGCACGAGCGGCCAAUGUCGGUCGCGUGAGUUCCGCGGGUCGAGGACUGAAGACUGCGGUGCUACGGAUGCUUUAUGUCGUUGCCAGAUGCUGCCCUGGUGGGCAUGGACAGGUUGCUGCUGUCUCUGCGUGAGACGGAGAUAUACGUGUAGGUACAUCGAGAUGGACGAUGGCUUUCGCCCGGUAGUUGCUUUGAGCUUAUCAUGUGAAGUAGCUACUAGUCUAAUUAUCACGCAUCCAUUUCUCUGCUUUCA